CACUUCAACCUCAAGCACUGGCAUAACCACUUUGGAUCCAUGUUCUCUUGAAGUGCCAGUUGUUGAAGAUCGUUGCAUUGAUGAAUCUCAAGGAGAUGUUUGGGUAGCAUGGGAUAAAGUCAAUGCAACCAACAUUCCCAAUGAGGAUAUCAAUUGUACGGUAACUAUAAAUGGAGUCAUCGUGCAAGUGGGUCUGACAGGAGGCCUAUUUGGAGUAGGACAUUACAACGUCUGUUGCAGUGCUAUUUGCCCAUCUGGUGGCAAACUUGUAGCAUACUUCUCCUUCCAUGUGAUAGCGUCUAACCUUGUUCCAUUUGGCCUUGGGGCUGGAGACAGUGCACUCUCCACCGUCUAUCAAUCAUUCUAUCUGCCUUCCAAGGAUCGGAUCUCCCCAACCUUCACUUCACGGCAGUUCUUUCCCUUUGGCAAUGAGCUCUAUGAGUUUCUAUAUCUUUAUGACAACCCUUCGACGGAUAGUACCAUGUUGGGUACUUUGAGUAAUAUCGUGUCAGCACAAUAUGACAGCUUCUUGGCUAAUUGGGUCCUCGUCAUCACAUGGAGUAAUGUCCAGGCUGUCUCGCUGUCUCCUGAGACCAACACCUUCCAAGCUAUACUAUUGACAAACGGAGCACAUAGUUAUGUUGUCUUCAACUAUGAUCCAUGUGGAAUGAAUUGGGACCCAGCCUACUUAGCUAACCCAAACGUCAUCCAGGGUUUCAACCCUGGGCGGUUUGAACAAAAAGUCUAUGUGGACUUACCGCCGGGGACCUCCGUGUUCCGCCCUGGUAGCGUCGUAGGCAAUUCUGGAAUGAUGGGACGUUGGGUUUACCAGCUGGAUACACUACAAGACAACUUUAUCAAUCCGCGUCUCUUCUGCUAUAAUUGGUAUGAUCAACAGCGAAGUAACUUCUUCCUGGAUUUGUAUGCUGCAAGUGUUGCUAACACCUGUCCGUGCAGUCUGCAGAGUGCUCGUCGGGACAGGAGAUGGGUACCUAUUCCAUACGUCCUGCCCACACAGUUUUCGCUAGGAUUCGAUACUAUUUGCUACGUCCGGCGUUUGCAGUUUCCAUGGUUACCUGGCCCACAAUGUUGCUAUAACAUACCCAGAUGUGAUUUUCUCAGGGGUGUACUGAGUGCCGGAGUUGCUUCAGUCAUGGAGCCAUUUCAAUUAAGUCCUUUGUUCUUCUCAAACAGUCGAUUUAACAGUUGGUUUGAUCAAGGAUUCUUAGUGCGCUAUUACUGCUGUGAGCAGUCUUCAUUGUGUCGUCUGUACAGAAGAUGGAGACCAAUUCAGAGCUGUCGGAGAUAUCGCCCGCCUAGAUGGAGUUGGACCUUUGGCGACCCACACAUGAGAACACUGGACGGUUUGGAGUACACCUUCAAUGGUCUGGGUGAAUACACUAUUACUCUCAUUAAUGAUGACAGUGGACAGAGACAGUUUGAACUACAAGGCAGAACACAGCGAGUGUUGAACUCUGAAACCCAGCAACUCUCUGAAGCUACAUUCUUCACUGGAUUCGCUGCUGAAUACGUUGGUGAUGCAAGGAUUGAGAUCAAACUGAACAGCGAUGGUACCGAUUUGGAAACCAAAGUUAACGGUGCGAGUGUCACACCCACAGCUGAUGGAUUACUUAUUGGCAAUUUCACCGUACUAAGAGAGGAGAAUCCAAUCAAAAUCAUCGCAGUCUACCAGGCAGAUAUUCAGUUCUCUGUUGGAGUCAGUAACAGCUUUGCUGACAUCACCACACAACUGAGUGAAGACUACAUGAACAAAACCAAGGGAUUACUGGGUGUAUGGGAUGGGGACACAAGUAACGAUGCUCUGAGACGGGAUAACACCCAACAAACAGCAACUGGUACAGAUGGAGAACUGUCGGAACAAGACUUCUUUCAAUUUGGUCAAACAUGGGCCAUCUCAGAGAGUGAUUCCCUCUUCUACUACGUUUCACCGGGCGAGAGCUUUUCUAACAUGAACGAUCCCAGUUUCACACCAAAGUUCCUGGACGAUCUCAUGAGUGAAGCUGAUCCGGCAAAGCUCCAAGCUGCUCGAGAUGCCUGCGGAAGUAACAAAGUGUGUUUGUAUGAUGCCUUGGCAACGGGUAGUACGGAUGUCGGUGUGGCAUCUAUGCAACUCAGUGAGCAGAAUUCUAUUGACAAUAUGGCAGCAACCAAUUUCCCGCCCAAUGUCACACUGGUCGAGACAGUUGAGGUAGUUGUUGGACAACCCUUCACACUGCAGAUAGAAGCCGUUGAUCCUGAUGGAGAUGACAUAUCAUAUGAGUUACUGGAGGUGAUUCCAGGGGGGACUGUUACAUCGCCAGGAGGCCAAUUCACAUGGACACCAGCCGAUAGGUCAAAGGUCACCCUUGGCUUCCUAGUGACUGAUGGGAAAGCGAAUGCAACAUUGGAGCCGAUUGUCAAGCUCUGUGACUGUAAGAAUGCUGGUACAUGUCUGUACGAUGAGUAUGUGGAGGGUACUAACGUCAUCACAGAUGGCCGUUUUGGGGUAGUGUUAUGUAACUGCACACCUGGCUGGUCAGGUGACUUCUGUGAGAUGAACUACGACGCCUGUCAAGACAACCCCUGCUUCCUUGGAGUGGCGUGUUUUGAUGAUGACCCACCGUCUUUAAAUUUCACCUGUGGAUCUUGUCCUGAAGGAACGGAGGGAGACGGCAAGUCCUGCAUUGAUAUUGAUGAGUGUGUCGUGUACAGAGAUGAGCCAGCCAGUAAUGGCGGACGUGGAUGUGAUCAAAAUUGUGUCAAUACCCUCCAUAGCUUUAACUGCAGCUGCAACUCUGGCUACUCCUUGUUUGUUGACGGCAAACGCUGCAUCGAAAUCAAUGAAUGUGACCAACAGACUGACGACUGUGCAGUCGAAGCGACCUGUAACAACACCCAAGGUGGUUAUGAAUGCAGCUGUAAUGCAGGCUUCAGCGGAGAUGGCACAUCUUGUCAAGAUAUCAAUGAAUGCAGUGGAACAAAUGACUGCGACAGUGGUGCUGACUGUUCAAACACGAUUGGUUCAUAUAGAUGUCAGUGUCGUCAAGGCUAUGAAGGCAGUGGCUUCACAUGUACAGAUGUGAAUGAGUGUAGCAGGGACACUGAUGAAUGCAACAUCCAAGCAAUGUGUGAUAACACCCAGGGUUCCUAUACCUGCACCUGUAAUGAGGGAUUGUCUGGUGACGGCCGUAACUGUACCAAUGUAAAUGAAUGUGAGGGGUCGACACCAGUCUGUCAUGUGAACGCUACUUGCACCGAUAUCCCCGGCAGCUUCACUUGCCAAUGCAGUGCUGGCUUUAAUGGGAAUGGUACCGAUUGCCAAGACAUUGACGAGUGUGAUUUGGAGAUUGACAACUGCCUUCAAAACUGCAGAAACACUAUAGGCUCCUAUGAGUGUGUGUGCCAUGAAGCAUUUACGCUGCGUGAUGGCAGUUGUGUUGCUACUACAAACUGUUCUGAGAAUUCUAUAUGUGUGAAUGGAGACUGUUACGUGAAUGGUGCAGAUAUAGAGACGUGCCUUUGUUACCGUGGUUACCAAAACUCGUCUGAUCCAAUGGUGUGUGAAGAUAUUAACGAGUGUAAUGCUACUGAGAGUUACUGUGGCCCCUCCUCAACCUGUAACAACACAGCCGGUGGUUUUGAGUGUUUGUGUUCAGCUGGCUUUAGGCAAGGCAAUAACCAGCGGGAUUGUCUAGAUAUUGAUGAGUGUACCCUUCCUGUGGAUGAUCCUUUGUACCCUGUUUGUAUUCCUACUGCAAACUGCUACAAUGACCAUGGCUCAUAUGACUGUCGUUGCAAAUCAGGAUACGGAGGCAAUGGGACACACUGUCAAAAUGUUGACGAGUGUCAGAAUGGCCACUCGUGUGUAGCCGACAGUACUUGUCUGGACAAUGAUGGCAGUUACACCUGUCAGUGUAAUACUGGUUUCCGUGGCGAUGGACUCGUCUCGUGUAUGAACAUCGAUGAAUGUUUGGAGGACCCAGAUAUCUGUCACGCCUUAGCAACGUGUAGCGACACUGAGGGAAGUUACCGAUGUAAUUGUGACUCUGGUUACCAAGGCAACGGAACAUACUGUGAAGAUGAUGACGAAUGCAUGGCUAAUAGCCAUGACUGUGCUUCAGGCAGAGCUGAUUGUGUCAACAACGUUGGUAGUCAUACUUGUACCUGCAUGAAUGGAUACUUGUCUGCUCCAGGAAUGCUACCAGGACGUCAAUGUGACGAUAUCGAUGAGUGUGCACUGAAUCUGGAUUCAUGUGAUGUAUUAGUGAGUCGAUGUAACAACAAUGAAGGCAGUUACGUAUGCGACUGUCUGUCUGGACUUGUAAUGCUGGAUCAGUGUAUUGAUAUAAAUGAAUGUCACUAUCCUAAUACUUGUGGGGCAAUGGCCAAUUCGGAGUGUGUCAAUCUACACCGGAGCUAUGAGUGUCAAUGCAGAAUGGGAUUCUAUCGGCAAAACUCAGAAUGUCUUAGUGGUGUCUCAUACAAUGCAUCGGCUGUGUUUGAUAUCAUCAGUGGGGAAUUGGUUGGUGGGAACGGCUUUAAUCUUGUCGCCAACUACUUGACAUACAGGGCAGAGUUAAAAGACGCGAUUGAAGCAGCUUUCAGGUCUUCUGUUUUGUCUGGUUACUUUGGCGAUGUGGUCAUCUCGGAGAUAUCACUCCUCACUGACUCCAUGGCCUUGUUGAGAUUGGUUAUCAAUCUCAACAUGUCUCAGCCAGAGCAGUUCAUCAUCGAUGCCUUCCUGAGUCAGUUGACAGGGGGCAGUGGAGGUCAGUUGGCUCCAAACCAUAGGCUGGUCAGCUCAACAUUCAUCAUCGGGGAUCCAAAGUGUAACAGCUCACCGUGCACCAACAGUGGGACAUGUGCUGAUGACAACUCGGUAUUACCCGAGGGAUAUACGUGCACCUGUCUGCCAGGCUAUAGUGGACACAACUGUGAAAUUGCGCCGUGUGACAACAACCCCUGUAUGAAUGACGGAACAUGUCGUGUGAAUUCAACUACAGUGACGGGCUAUAUGUGUGAAUGUGCUCUGGGUUACUCUGGACCUCAGUGUCAAACAAUAGUUCCCUGUGAGCUUAGCAAUGACUGCAUGAAUGCAGCAACAUGUGUCAAUGAGUUUGUAAACGCAAGAGGAUAUACAUGCAUGUGUGCUGACGGAUUCAUGGGCGAAAACUGUGAAAAUGAGUGUUCGUUAACUUGUAUGAAUGGAGGAACUAGAGAUCCAGCUACUUGCCUGUGUGUGUGCAGCUCACCAUGGACUGGAGAUACUUGUACAGAGUGUUCUUUAACUUGUAUGAACGGUGCAGCCAGAGAUUCAGAUUCUUGUCGGUGCAUGUGCAUCCCACCAUGGACUGGAGAUACUUGCACAGAGUGUUCGUUAACUUGUAUGAAUGGAGGAACUAGAGAUCCAGCUACUUGCCUGUGUGUGUGCAGCUCACCAUGGACUGGAGAUACUUGUACAGAGUGUUCUUUAACUUGUAUGAACGGUGCAGCCAGAGAUUCAGAUUCUUGUCGGUGCAUGUGCAUCCCACCAUGGACUGGAGAUACUUGCACAGAGUGUUCGUUAACUUGUAUGAAUGGAGGAACUACAGAUCCAGCUACUUGUCAGUGUGUGUGCAGCCCACCAUGGACUGGAGAUACUUGUACAGAGUGCUUGAUAACUUGUGGGAAUGGUGCAACCAGAGAUCCAGAUUCGUGUCAGUGCAUGUGCAGCUCAUCAUUCACUGGAGACAAUUGCACAGAGUGUUCUUUAACUUGUAUGAACGGUGCAGCCAGAGAUUCAGAUUCUUGUCGGUGCAUGUGCAUCCCACCAUGGACUGGAGAAACUUGCACAGAGUGUUCGUUAACUUGUAUGAAUGGAGGAACUAGAGAUCCAGCUACUUGUCAGUGUGUGUGCAGCCCACCAUGGACUGGAGAUACUUGUACAGAGUGCUUGAUAACUUGUGGGAAUGGUGCAACCAGAGAUCCAGAUUCGUGUCAGUGCAUGUGCAGCUCAUCAUUCACUGGAGACAAUUGCACAGAAUGUCCACUGACAACAGCUAGCUGUAUGAACGGAGGCACUUUAGACGAAGAGUAUUGUGAGUGUGUUUGUCCUCUGACUCACAGCGGGGAUCUCUGUCAAGAUUCGAAUGUGUGUUUGACCGGUGACCAGUGCUCGGAUGCUACAACAGGGCGUUACUGUGUCCCAUCAAAUAAUGCGUUCACAUGCCAGUGUCGUACAUACGAUGCAUUUUUCAUGGAAGGAGCCGCAUGCGAAAACCGACGUAGUUUUUCUCUUACUGUCGUGAUCACAUUGUUGACUGAGACAUACCGGUCAGUGUACAUCAAUCCGUGGUCUUCUGCAUUCAGAGCCAAAGCAGCCCUUUAUAAACGACUGGUUGAGUUGCGGUUGAGAAACGACACAGCAACCAGUGAUUUGAUAUCAGCAGACUGUGUUUCCAUCCAAAGCGGAAGUGUCGUGGCUACCAUGGUAUUACUGUUCCCAGCUGCGCCACCAAGAACUGAUGUACAAAGAGUCUUGUCAGAAAACAGACCGUUAACCGAUGUUGACGUAGCAAUAACCACUGACCCACCAGCACUUCGAGUUAAUGCAGUAACAGAUUGUCCGCCAGACUAUUGUCAGAAUGGUGCAAUGUGCGUGAAGUCAGGGUACUACGUGUCUACGUUCACCUAUACCUGCAGUUGUGGGACUUCAUUCGCCGGUGAACGCUGCGAAACAGUCAUUCCAGUCCCCACUGAAGUUCCAACAGCGACAACAACAGAGUCACCAGGUGGCAUAUCAACUGAAGUAAUCGUCAUCAUCAUUGUUGCAUGCGUUGUUCUCUUCCUGGCAGUAGUAGUGUUACUUCUGUGCCUCUGUCUUCUGAUACGACGUCGUUAUAUUAUCGCGUCUACUCGUGGCUGGCAGAAACCUGACGGUCCGAGGAUCAAUUAUGGUCUGUCUGAAUACACCGAUCAGAGUUAUUACCAAGAUAACGGCUAUGAUACAUCAGCAAUGCGAGAUGAAGAGGUUAGAAUGGAUCGUCUGAUGAAUGUUAUGAGUCGUUCACCAUACUUACAGCAGGGUUUGUCAAGCAGGCAUGAUUUCAUCAGACCGUACAUCGUGACCGGAACGGAGGAAUUUUACCAGGAUAACCAACAUUUUGAUGAUCCGAGGGAUGAUGAUGGGAUGGUGGGUCGUGUUGCUUACAAUCCAAUGAUCUACCACUAGACUGAGGUCAAGCUAACCAUAGCAUCAGCUGAUGUGAGAAUGUAUAUAUCUUCAUCUAAAUAGCUGAGUUUAUAUUCAUUAGUCCAAUAACACAUCAAAAUGAUAGGAAAUGGUGCAUUGUUAUUCCACAAUUAUCAUGUAUAUAACACAAAGUGAAUGAAAGAAGCAGAACUUUGGACCAUGAAACUAUUAUAUACUGACGAUAUUAGGAAUAAGAUAAGGACAUAUAUACUGACUAUAUUAUUCAUCACAUAAAGAUGGAAAGUUUGUUUAAGAAAUGUAUUCACUUUUCCUAAUUCUACAAUUAUUUACAUAUUAACACUUUUUAUAUAAUUGCAUUGACAACAAGGUCCAGAUUACUUGCUUAAUGCUUUUAAUGGAUGGUGUAUUAUCCUCAUAUAUUGCCAUUUUAAAUGCAGAGUAUCUUAAAUGCUUCGUAUUAAUUGCUUCUGAUUAAAAUGUGGGCUUGUUUAUCUGUAGUUUUCAAAUUACAUUUUGAAAGUCAUAGAUGUUUCUGAUGGAAAUUUCUCUUCAGCAUAUCAACUCUGAAUAUGACUUAACUGUUCAGUAAUAUGUAAUAUGUUGAUAAUUUCCCCUUCAAAAGUGCUUAUUUUAUGAGCACUUCUUUUAAGCCUCAGUUAAUGACAACCUAAGUUCUUUGUAUACUAUAUACCUUUAAUUAUUAUACAAUGUUAUCAUGUAGUAGCUGUUUAUAUUUUGGGAAUGUGUAUGAAGGUCCGCAAGAUGUUUUUCCUGCAAUUUUCAAAACUUUUCAACCAAAUUACAAAGGAAAAAAUUGCAAUGGGUUAGCCUUACAUUUUAAAUUGAAUUUGGCCAAAUAUUUUCUUUCCUGCAAACGCCUCAGAAAUAUCAGUUGAUGCAAGUCGAACAAUUUUUAGUAUUCAUAUUUUUUUACUUGUUUUGCUCCAAAUUGUUAUUCAUUAUUUCUUUGGAAUGGCACAUCUGCCCAGGAAAUGUGUGGAAAUGUGUCUAAGUGACCCUAAGGCAUCUUUCCUGCAAGUUUUGAGCAACUUUAUUUUUUGACCAAAAUUGAAAAGAAUUGCAAGGGGGUCGCCUUACAUUUUUGAUUAAAUUUGGCCAGAAAUCAACAUUUCUGCAAACAAGUUAGAAAUGCUUAUUGAUACAAGAGAUGUUUUUAAAUUUUAUCUGGUUUUAUAAGAGCUUUCCAGUAUAAAUAAUUGAUUGAAGGAAAACGA
Patiria miniata (bat star) is the source of this 8427-nucleotide messenger RNA. Its product is annotated as neurogenic locus notch homolog protein 1-like. Gene Ontology annotation, biological process: cell-matrix adhesion. Lineage: Eukaryota; Metazoa; Echinodermata; Asteroidea; Valvatida; Asterinidae. The record is from RefSeq and is a predicted model, not a curated record. Bases 482 to 7210 code for a protein of 2242 amino acids. Gene Ontology annotation, molecular function: calcium ion binding. The transcript is spliced from 50 exons.